This is a messenger RNA of Hemiscyllium ocellatum (epaulette shark), 3391 nucleotides long. It is a transcript of the gene xrn2, whose product is annotated as 5'-3' exoribonuclease 2. Gene Ontology annotation, biological process: nuclear-transcribed mRNA catabolic process. NCBI's taxonomy places the organism in Eukaryota, Metazoa, Chordata, Chondrichthyes, Orectolobiformes, Hemiscylliidae. The transcript is spliced from 30 exons. Gene Ontology annotation, cellular component: nucleus. Bases 157 to 3015 code for a protein of 952 amino acids. Gene Ontology annotation, molecular function: RNA binding; 5'-3' RNA exonuclease activity. The record is from RefSeq and is a predicted model, not a curated record.
GCGUGCGCGGUGCCCGGGUUUGGCUCAGCAGCGCGAGGCGGCUCAGUCACCCUCCCCCACCAUUGACGCUGUCGGAGACGGAGGGAAAACAACAGCAGCAGCAGCGGCGGCGGCGGCGGCGCUCACCCAGGCAACUAACCGACCCGGACCGCAAGGAUGGGUGUUCCGGCCUUCUUCCGCUGGCUGAGCCGCAAGUAUCCGUCCAUCGUGGUGAACUGCGUGGAGGAGAAGGCUAAAGAAGUCAAUGGAGUUAAAGCCCCUGUGGACAGCAGCAAGCCUAAUCCAAAUGAAGUGGAGUUUGAUAAUCUGUACUUGGACAUGAAUGGCAUUAUUCAUCCAUGCACGCAUCCAGAAAACAAGCCAGCUCCCAAGAAUGAGGAUGAAAUGAUGGUGGCCAUAUUCGAAUACAUUGAUCGAUUGUUUAAUAUAGUUAGACCCAGGCGUCUACUUUAUAUGGCAAUAGAUGGAGUGGCUCCUCGUGCCAAAAUGAACCAGCAGCGAUCGAGACGGUUUCGUGCAUCCAAAGAAGGACUGGAACUGGUUGAAGAAAAGAGACAAAUGAGGGAAGAAGUGCUUUCUAAAGGUGGAUUUCUGCCCCAAGAAGAGGUCAAAGAGCGGUUUGAUAGCAACUGCAUUACUCCAGGAACUGAAUUCAUGGAUAACUUAGCAAAGUGUCUUCGGUACUAUGUUGCUGAUCGCUUAAACAAUGACCCUGGAUGGAAAUCCUUAACUGUUAUUUUGUCAGAUGCAAGCGUUCCUGGUGAGGGUGAACACAAGAUCAUGGAUUACAUAAGAAGGCAACGAGCUCAGCCAAACCACGAUCCAAACACCCAUCAUUGUUUAUGUGGAGCUGACGCUGAUCUUAUCAUGUUGGGAUUGGCAACUCAUGAACCAAACUUCACUAUAAUCAGGGAAGAGUUCAAGCCCAACCAGCCUAAGCCAUGUGCUCUUUGUAAUCAAGUUGGCCAUGAAAUCAAAGAAUGUCAGGGUUUGCCGAAGGAAAAGCAAGGAGAGUUUGAUCAAUUAGGAAGUAAUCCUCCAAUUGGCUCAGAAGUGGAAUUCAUAUUUAUUCGACUAACUGUAUUGCGUGAGUACUUGGAAAGAGAAUUAACUAUGGCAAGCCUCCCCUUCAAGUUCGAUUUUGAGAGGAGCGUUGAUGACUGGGUUUUUAUGUGUUUUUUUGUGGGAAAUGAUUUCCUCCCUCAUCUACCAUCGCUGGAAAUUAGGGAGGGUGCAAUUGAUCGACUGGUUGGCAUUUACAAGAACGUAGUACACAAGACAGGGGGUUAUCUUACGGAGAAUGGUUUUGUCAACUUAGAACGAGUGCAGAUGAUUAUGGCUGCAGUUGGAGAAGCUGAAGAUAACAUCUUUAAGAAGAGAAGAGAUGAUGAUGUGUCAUUUAGAAAAAGGCAAAAGGAAAAAAACAAAAGGAUGAAAACAGAAGCAGCAUCUUUUGUUCUUGGUGGGCAACUUGCCCCACAACCUUUGGGCCAACGAAGUGGUGGAAGUAAACCACAACCCCUCCAGAAUGCAAGGCAAACUGCUUAUGAAAUGAGAGUACAAGGUAGAGAUCAACAAAAUAAGACAUCAGCCCACAGUAACAGUUCUAAUUCAGAUGGAAGCCCAGUGCCUCUAGGAACGAAGAGGAAGAAUGGGGAUAAUGAUGAUGACGAUGAACCACCAGAUAAUAUCAGGCUUUGGGAAGAAGGCUGGAAACAGCGUUACUAUAAGAACAAGUUUGAUGUUGAUGCUUCUGAUGAUAAAUUCCGCAGAAAGGUUGUGGAAUCAUAUGUUGAAGGUCUGUGCUGGGUUCUUCAAUAUUAUUACCAGGGCUGUGCUUCCUGGAAAUGGUUCUAUCCAUUCCAUUAUGCACCAUUUGCUUCAGACUUCACAGACAUUAAAGACAUGCCUUCCACAUUUGAAAAAGGCACUAAACCGUUCAAACCACUGGAACAGUUGAUGGGAGUGUUUCCUGCAGCAAGUGGCAACUUCCUCCCUAAAACAUGGCGAGCCCUGAUGGAGAAUCCGGACUCUUCAAUCAUUGACUUCUAUCCAGAUGAUUUUGCUAUUGAUUUAAAUGGAAAGAAAUAUGCUUGGCAAGGUGUUGCACUUCUACCAUUUGUUGAUGAACGACGGCUUAGAGCCGCUCUGGAAGCAGUUUACCCUGAUCUCACUCCUGAUGAAAUUCGACGAAAUAGUCUUGGAAGUGAUGUGCUGUUUGUUGGAAAACACCACAAGUUGUUUGACUUCAUUGUCGAAUUGCAAAAUAGUGGUGCUCAGGAUAUAGAUAUGUCUCCUGAGCUUUGCCAUGGUAUUAAAGGCCUCCUAACGUUAAAGGAUGAUGUAAUAAAGCCAGGAAAAACAGUGGAAUCUCCUGUACCAGCAUUGCAAGACAUUACUGAGAAUAAUGCAUGCAGUAUAUUAUUCAAGGAUCCUCAGUUUGAAGAUGGCUACACAUUCAAAGCUGCUUUUUUACCUGGAGCAGUAAAACCUCCCAAAGUGUUGAAACCAUCUGAUUGGGAACAAUCUAACCAAAAGCAGCCUUGGAAGCCUCGACUUGGCUUUAACCCAAAUCGGCCUCAAGUACACUUGGACCAAGCAGCAUUUAGAACACUGGGCCAUGUUAUGUCAAAAGAUCGCUCUCAAGGAGGAAGUGGUGUUUACAGUUACACCCCUCCGCCUCUUUAUCAACAAGCGAAAAAUUCUCGGCCCCCAUUGAUGAGAGCACCACCAUCUCUUACUGUCCCUUUGCCAAGUUUGAGACCACAAGAUUCAUGGCGAGGUCCACAACCACUCUUUCAGCAGCUUAUACCUCAGAGAAACCAGGGGAUUGAGCAGCAGUUGGCAUGGAAUCGUAUCUUACAGUCUCAAACUGGCAUGUUCCAGCAGAAUCAUCACAGGCUUGGAUCAAUAAUGCCAAACCCUUACCAGAGUCAGGAUCGUAGAGGACGACAGGGGUAUCCUGACAGACGUUACCCAUUGCCACCAGAUUCUGGAAGAUUUAGCUGGAAUUAAUAAUUUUCUCUGGCUCUGCAACACAAGCUGUGCCUUACAGGGUCCAGUUAACCGAUCAGCGUACACUCAAGCUGAAUUUUAACCAUUAUACCUGUAAAGAAUGCUGACCUAGUUUUUAACGUGUUUGUACGUAUUUUUGUGCUUAAUGUUUCACUUGCUGUAAAAUGGAUUCUGCAGUUUCCGUUUUUUUUAAAUUGUCAAGAUGGGGCGUGAUAAAUAUAUUGCAGAAUGUAUGCAGCAAGGUUUAGUUAACAUCAUAAUGAGUUAGUAUAUCUCAAAAUUGUUUAGAGAAAUUGAGUUUUUAUGCCUGUAUACUGUACAUCAGAAGUGAACUUUAGUAAAUGCUUAAAAUAUUUGAUUUACAAUUCCUCUCCAA